AGCUGCAAAUAUUGCGCUGUUUAAAUCUCCGCAGAUAGUCAGCAACGAAGACUGCUGCAGAAGUCUAGUGUACAAUAAGAAAUAAGAUUAAAAGGAUCUAUUCUUGUCUCUCAAGCUUCGCCAUACCUCAUCCCCAAGCACACGCUGACGUGUAAUAUGGCAAUUCAAUUGACUCAAUCGCUGCCAGCAUUUCAAAAGGCAUACAAAGUGCGAGGCGCUGGCGAUGCCAGUUUAGAAACAUCCGUUUCUGUUCCGGAGCCCAAAGAUGACCAAUUGCUCGUACGAGUUGUUGCCGUUGGGCUUAAUCCCCACGACUGGAAAUCUCUUGAUAUGUCACCCAUGCCAGGAGCAACAUGGGGAUGCGACUUUUCUGGAGAGGUCGUGAAGACUGGCAGUGGGCUAGCGAAGAAUUUCCGGGUCGGAGAUCGUGUCGCUGGUGCAACUCCAGGAAAUAACUGGGAAGAUCCAACAACAGGAGCUUUUGCUGAGUAUGUCGUUGCUCCCUGUGCACUUGUCUACAAGAUUCCAGAGUCGAUGGGGUUUGAAGAGGCAGCUACACUAGGUGUUGGUAUGCUCACGAUUGGCCUUACCUUGUACCACGCCAUGAAGCUUCCCUUGCCACAUGCUCCGGUGGAGAAUCCACAAUAUGUGCUCGUAUAUGGUGGUGGUACGGCUACAGGAACGCUUGCUAUACAAGCUUUAAGAUUGUCUGGAAUGAUUCCAUUAACAACCUGUUCUCCAAGCCGGUUUGAUCAAGUCAAGGCUCUUGGUGCAAAAGAAGCAUGGGAUUAUCACUCACCUUCGUGUGGGUCUGAUAUUCGCGCUUAUACCGAUGACAAGCUCGUAUAUGCUCUCGACUGUAUCACAGAUACGGGUAGCAUGAAGGUUUGCUACGCCGCCAUAGGCAGCGGGGGUGGACAGUAUGUUGCUCUUGAUCAAUUCCCAAUUCGGGGCCAUACAAGACGCAACGUUAAGCCAGAUUGGGUUAUCACAUGGACGCUCCUAGGGAAGCCUGUUCACUGGAAAAAGCCAUACCGGCGCGAUGCGAGGCCUAAGGACAAAGCAUUCGGCGAUAAGUGGAUUCCUAUGAGCCAGAACUUGCUCGACUCAGGAGAUAUCAAAACCCACUCUAUUGAAGUCAGUGACGAUGGCCUGGCUGGUAUUCUUGCCGGCGUUGACAGACUGCGGAAAGGAACUACAGGGGGAAAGAAAUUAAUAUAUCGGAUCAACCAGCCAUUGGCAGUCUAG
Molecule: messenger RNA, 1248 nt
Organism: Talaromyces stipitatus ATCC 10500
Lineage: Eukaryota; Fungi; Ascomycota; Eurotiomycetes; Eurotiales; Trichocomaceae
Product: alcohol dehydrogenase, putative
Exons: 2
Coding region: 157-1248 (363 amino acids)
Molecular function (GO): oxidoreductase activity, acting on NAD(P)H
Source: RefSeq, a predicted model, not a curated record